Messenger RNA from Daldinia decipiens, 1479 nucleotides. Its product is annotated as general substrate transporter. The record is from RefSeq and is a predicted model, not a curated record. Lineage: Eukaryota; Fungi; Ascomycota; Sordariomycetes; Xylariales; Hypoxylaceae. The transcript is spliced from 6 exons. Gene Ontology annotation, molecular function: carbohydrate:proton symporter activity. Gene Ontology annotation, cellular component: membrane. Gene Ontology annotation, biological process: carbohydrate transport; transmembrane transport. The coding region runs from base 1 to 1479 and encodes 492 amino acids.
AUGAAGCCUCAUACUUACCAGUUCCUCGUCGGCGUCUUCGCCUCGAUGGGCUCGGUGCUCUUCGGCUACGAUCUCGGUGUCAUCGCGGGUGUAGUAGGGAGUACUUCGUACGCCGAACUAUUCCAAUCAAACUCAGCUCAAGACGGAGCCGUCGUCUCUCUAUUCACAGGCGGUGCCUUUUUCGGUGCCAUGUUCGCGGGGCCGGCUGGUGAUAUGCUCGGCCGGAGACUGACGAUCAUGCUGGGUGCUAUUAUAUUCCUUCUCGGCGGGGCGAUCCAGACUGCCGCGCAGACGAUACACUACUUAUAUGGUGGACGAGCGAUUGCUGGCUUGGGCGUUGGGUUCUUGACUAUGAUUAUUCGCGAAAUAGCACACCCUUCCAUCCGCGGCCGCGUCACGGGCUUACAACAAUUCAUGCUGGGCAUCGGCGCCUUCCUCGCCGGCUGGAUCUCCUGGGGUUGCUUCAUCAACCUGAGCAACGACGCGCAAUGGCGUAUCCCGCUCGGCAUCCAGAACCUGCCCGCCUUGGUCCUAGCCGCGCUCAUUCUUCUAUUCCCCGAGAGUCCGCGCUGGCUCAUCGACCACGACCGCACCGAGGAGGGCCUGCGCACGCUGGCCAAGCUCCACUCCAACGGCGAUAUAAACGACCCCUGGGUCCAGGCGGAGUUCGCUCAGAUCCAGGAGACGAUUAGCUUUGAGCACGAGCACGAGGCGAAGAGCUAUAUGGAGCUUUUUACGAAUCCCUCCGCGUUCCGCCGCCUCUUCCUCGCCUGCGCUAUCCAGGGCGCGACGCAGAUGACAGGCGUAUCCGCGAUCCAGUAUUUCUCCGUCACCAUCUUCGCGCAGAUCGGCAUAUCCGCCGACGACGCGCUCAAGUACCAGGCCAUCAACAGCAUCCUCGCACUCAUCGCGCAAGCAUUUUGUAUGCUACUCAUUGACAAGUUCGGCCGUCGACCAACUAUAAUCACCGGAAACAUCAUCAACUGCCUGAUGUUCAUCAUCGCUACUAUAUUAAUCUCCAAGUUCCCGCCGGACACGAAUUCUAGCGGUACUGCUGGUUGGGGGUUUAUUAUUGUUACCUGGCUCUACAACAUCUCCUUCUCCUUCGCCUGCGGCCCGCUCUCCUGGAUCAUCCCCGCCGAGAUCUUCGACACGCACACGCGCUCCAAGGGCGUAUCCCUCGCAACCAUGGUAAGCUUCGCCUUCAACACGCUUAUCGGGCAAAUCACCAAGGUAGCCAUCGAUUCGGUCAGCUGGAGGUACUUCAUCCUGUUCGCGGUGUGUAACGCCACCAACGCGCUGUUUUUCUGGCUCGUGCUUCCCGAGACCAAGCGCGUACCCCUCGAACAGAUGAGCACCGUGGUCUUUGCCCCGGACGCCCCCUGGAUCGUCCUCGGAAAGCGGUCCAAGACAUUCCGCGCCGCCGCCGAGGCUGCGGCCGUCGAUGUGAAGGAGGUUGAGUUGAAGGGUAAGGUUUGA